Molecule: messenger RNA, 2712 nt
Organism: Homo sapiens (human)
Lineage: Eukaryota; Metazoa; Chordata; Mammalia; Primates; Hominidae
Gene: THOC1
Product: THO complex subunit 1
Exons: 11
Coding region: 1533-2606 (357 amino acids)
Biological process (GO): signal transduction
Cellular component (GO): cytoplasm; nucleus; nucleoplasm
Source: RefSeq, a predicted model, not a curated record
AUGACGGGUAAAAUAUAAACGAGAAAACAAAAGAGACAAGGCUGGGCUUCCAGAAACAAGAUAAAUAUCUUCAUGGACCAGAAAUGCCAAGUAGUGAGCAAAACUGCAGCCUGGGCCUGCUGGACUCUCUAUCCAAGGCAGGUGGUGGUGUCCAGGAAUUUGGCUACAAGUAACAGAGACUAAAUGUGCACCAUGUGGGACAAGGGGCCAGAGCCAGAUUCACUUCUUGAAGCCAAGGACUAGGGUGGAACUUUUAUCCAGUUUUGGGAAGAAACUAAGAAAAAAUAUUGCCAGUCUUCUGCCAAGGGCUAUGGUUUUAUAGGAAGUUGUGAGCCUAGGGAUAACAAAGACAGCUUUGUGUCCAUCUGCUUGCUCAGUGACCAGAUAUGUGAUAUGCUCAGUAUACUUAUGAAACAGCUGCUCCAAGAAGUCAUCAUAAGACUUCUUCUAGACUUUUGGACUCAGGGGCCCUGGUAGAAGCAGAUGCAAAACUGCUAGACAGGGAAGGAUGUACACAGAGAGGGAGGGGAAAGGAAGUAAACAAACAUCCCAAAAGAAAAGGCUCCUGUUCAAAACUCUGAUAAAUUAAAAUUCCAAAAUCCAUAAAUCUAAUGCUAAGAAGGAUCACCAGCAAAAUCAACUAUUGGGAUAUAUAUAUAUAUUUAUUCCAGAUGAAAUAUAUAGCCUGACCAAGACUUUAUGUAUGUUUUGGAUACUCAAAAAGAUAAUCGAUGAGAUAACAUCCAUUGAAAAGGAACAAGAAAUCAUGAAACAAAAGCAGGCUGAAAUGAAGUAGGACAGUCGAUACAACUAAUCGGGAGUCUUGGGAAUGAAAAAUACAAUAAUUGAAACCAAAACUCAGCACACAGAAUUAAACUAUACACUGGACAUAGAUGAACAAAGAACUAGUGAACUGAAGAAGGUGAUGAGAACUUCAUCCAGCAAGCAGCACAGACAGAUUUUUUUUUUUUAAGUGGAAGAGCAGUUAAAAGCCAUGGUGAAUAGAUUGGGAAUUUCCAACAUCUGUCUAGUAGGAUUUCCAAAGAAGAAAAUGGAGGGAAUGGUAGAGAAACUGGAUUGCAAAGAAUUGAAGGAAAUCUCAAAUCCUCAGCUUAAAAGUGUGUCACAACUGCCAAGCAGGAUAAAGAAAGAUAAAUCUACUCUUCAUUACAUCAUGCCAUAACUGUGGGCAUUCAGAGAAAACCUAAAAGCCACUAAGGGAUAAGAAAGACAAAUAUACUGGGAAGGCACAGCAGUUUGACUGUUAGCAGAUUUCUAACAUAUCAACCAUUAAUACCAGAAGACAGUAGAGAAAUAUUAAAGUGCUGAAAGAAAAAUGACAUUCAAUCUAGAAUUUUAUACCGAGUUAAAUAUACUCAAGACUGUCGAUGAAAGAAAGACAUUUUUAUUUAAAGACCAGGAUAACUUACCACUCAGUGACCCUCAUUUUGAAAAAAACUACUCAAGGAUGUUCUUCAGGAGGAAGGAAAUUGAACCCAUAAGAAUGGAGUGGGAUACAGAAGGCAACGCUGAUGGAUUUACAACUGAGUGACAGUAACUUUCGUCGACACAUCCUGUUGCAGUAUCUCAUUUUAUUCCAAUAUCUCAAGGGGCAGGUCAAAUUCAAAAGUUCAAACUAUGUUUUAACUGAUGAGCAAUCACUUUGGAUUGAAGAUACUACAAAAUCAGUUUAUCAACUACUAUCUGAAAACCCCCCCGAUGGAGAAAGAUUUUCAAAGAUGGUAGAGCAUAUAUUAAACACUGAAGAAAACUGGAACUCGUGGAAAAAUGAAGGUUGCCCAAGUUUUGUGAAAGAAAGUGUAUGUUUUGUUCACGACAGAACAUCAGAUACCAAACCUACGAGAAUAAUUCGGAAGAGAACAGCACCCGAGGACUUCCUAGGGAAAGGACCCACCAAAAAAAUUCUGAUGGGAAAUGAGGAGUUAACAAGGCUUUGGAAUCUUUGCCCUGAUAAUAUGGAAGCCUGUAAAUCAGAGACAAGGGAACACAUGCCCACUUUGGAGGAAUUCUUUGAAGAAGCCAUUGAACAGGCAGACCCUGAAAAUAUGGUGGAAAAUGAAUAUAAGGCUGUGAACAAUUCAAAUUAUGGUUGGAGAGCCCUGAGACUAUUAGCACGGAGAAGCCCUCACUUCUUCCAGCCAACCAACCAGCAGUUUAAAAGUUUACCAGAAUAUCUUGAAAAUAUGGUAAUAAAGCUAGCCAAGGAAUUACCGCCUCCUUCUGAAGAAAUAAAAACAGGUGAGGAUGAAGAUGAGGAAGAUAAUGAUGCUCUACUGAAGGAAAAUGAAAGUCCUGAUGUUCGGCGAGACAAACCUGUAACAGGAGAACAAAUAGAGGUAUUUGCCAACAAGCUGGGUGAACAAUGGAAGAUUCUGGCUCCCUACUUGGAAAUGAAAGACUCAGAAAUUAGGCAGAUUGAGUGUGACAGUGAAGACAUGAAGAUGAGAGCUAAGCAGCUCCUGGUUGCCUGGCAAGAUCAAGAGGGAGUUCAUGCAACACCUGAGAAUCUGAUUAAUGCACUGAAUAAGUCUGGAUUAAGUGACCUUGCAGAAAGUCUAACUAAUGACAAUGAGACAAAUAGUUAGCUUCUUUUUUUUUUCUUUUUAUUAAAACUGUGAUAGAUUUUGUUACCAAGCAGCAUUUGAUAAGAGGUCCACUGGUUUUGGUAAACAAUAAACAUUUUUAUAACAA